CGUCAAGCGUGUAUAAUGCGAGGAUAUCAAUAAAGCGAGUCUAAUCGAUUCGUCCUAUUAUAAUAAUAAUAAAUUGUCAAUGCAAGAUAUAUCACUGCAGAAGCUCGAUCAGUAUCUGAACAAAGCAAAUCGAUUCAUGCAUUAAAAUAGGUUGCUUCAAAAUUGUUUAGGAAAAUAACCGGUUUAUUGUUGAACUCGACUUCGUAAUUUUCAACGAUAUCCCGCCAACGACUGAUGCCUUCUUUGCCUGUUCUUUUUUGGUCUGAUGGAAUCCGUAGGAUUCGCGAAUAUGAAUAUACAAACAACAACAGUAUUAGCAUAAAGUAAACAUCCAUUUAUUUUUGUGUAAUUAAAUUUCUAAUUUGCGAAACAAAAUCGAGAAUCGGUUCUGCAAUGCGCUCACUGUUCUUUUUGUCUCUCUUCUUUUUCACCUCUUUUACUUUCAAAAUAUACCGGCAUCACGCGUUACGUUAGCGACCCCAAAUGUCGAAUACGAAAAAAAGUUCAAAAAGGAAAAAGAAAUAUGUCACGUGUAUUCUUAUUUAGCGACUUUAACAUAUUUUAAUUUUGAAUAGAGAUUUCUCUUGUGUCUAUGUAUAAGUCAAUACAUACCUCGGAUAUCUCGAAAUUGAAAAUUUCACAAGGCGCCAGCUGGUAGAGUUAUCUGCCGUAUGAGACGUACGGAAAACACCUUUGGCCGCAUUUUCUACCUGUUUAGUGCGUUAUGAAAUCUAAUCUUGAUGUUAUGCUUACCUACGUUUCUACGUAACGAAUGAAUUGAUGGCGUGCUCCACGCAUACAUACAUACGCAUACAUACGUGCGGACGAGUUCGGGGGUUUUUUCUGCAUCUAAAUAUAUCCGCGCGCACACACACACGCACGCACACCUCGCGAGAAGAAAUAACGGCAGGUAAAUGGUAGGAGUUAGUGUGGAUUCCAGGCGUUUUCGUGAUACACACGUUCCCCGACCUUUUAAAAAGAAAGAGACACGUCUGGGAACCCCGAGUGCCUGAUGAUUCCACUUCAACUGGUUCACGCGAACGCGCGCGCGGCAGCCGCCAUGGCGCUGUUCAAGAGGGGGAGAGCGAUGGUAUGGGUAUGGGACGCGUUUAUAAAUGCCUUUUUAAAUUUUCGCCUGGGGACGGCGACUUUUAAUUUUUUGGUAGCCGUCGUCGAGUCCUAAUCUCUCUCUCCCCCAUCAUUCUUCUCUCACCUUGCGCUCAGACUUAACAGAUAUCAAUUAACAAUUUAAUUCUGCCGAUAAAACUGUUGCAACGGGAGCUUUCAAUUCGAUGUAAUAUUGCACGAGUAGCGUGAAACACGUGGAAAGUUUGAUUUUCUCUUCGGGAUUCCUCGUGACGCAGAGUCGCCAAGGGAAUAACACGCCAUGGGUUACGGCAGUUGUUUCACCUUCCGCGAGUAGUCCCGCGAAAUGCUGGAAAGAACCGACGACAAUAAUCGGUACAGCAGGAGUACGUUCCCUCGAAGGAAUCCGCGAUUCGGCUAAUUGGCAGGCGCAGGUUCGCGUGCGAUCAGCCAUCGGCCCCUCUCGCUUCUCUCGUCGGUCUCCGCUGACGACAAAAUGCAAUAGCAUACGUCAAUGUAAUAACGUCAGGAAAAUGUGUCGUGCGUAAACGGCAAAGGGAAAGGCGUUACGUUACUUUCGAAGUAAGAGCCCCCCUCGCGCGCGCUUUCAUUAUUACACGACUGUCAGCGUCACCGCCGUCAUCAUCGUCAUCAUCAUCAUUAUCACCACCUUCUUCAACGUCGCCGUUAUCCUUCUCCUUCCCUGCUCCUGAACUGGACUGCAUUAGACAGAAGCAGACGGUAAAUUAGCCGAGGAUAGUGUUCUGCGAAGCAACGAGCAACCGCCGGCCUUUCCGCUUUUUCCGCUAUAGGGAACAGCCGGCGGCGAGAUUGAGCUCGUGACGUUCGCCGAGAGGGAGUCGGUGACGUCAAAGAGGAGGCUAUCUUAUCCUCGAGGAAGAAGGAGCCGGCCGCCGCGUGCGCGAGCUAAGAAUCUCUCCUCCUGGGGCCCCGGCCCCGACCGAGGGGCUGCACGAGGCACAGAUGAAGAGAGGGGGGAUUAGUCACUUCACAAUAUUAUACUGGCACGCGCAAGCCCCCGUUAAAGUGGGGCAACAACACCCACGUGCGCUUCCACGGGCAGGAUAAAAAGUCCUUCGGGGAUCAAGAAAUAUUCAGUUUUGAGCAAACCAUUAAGCGAGACGAUCAGACAACGGAGAAGAAACGACUUCUCGCGCUAACGAAGCCGAGAGCCCAAGGAGUGCGUGAACCUGGUGGCCGAUACACGCACGCACGCACACACGUCGGGGUCUGCCAAAGAACCGGAGGAAUUCGUGGGGACAGUCCGAGUCGAGUCAGCUCGUCGAGCUUCGACUGACGAAUCGUCACAGACAAUCAUUCGGCAUUACGAGGAGCGGUCAAGCCGGCCAAGACACUUAGAAUUUACGUCACACGGUCGAACGGUUAGACCGUUCUCAAAAAUUUCAGAAGCAAACGCUACGUCAUCCUUGAGCAUCUCGCCGUGAUACACACUGUAUGUCGACGGUGUACCUCGAACUUCAAAGGGAACUCGAUAGUUCUUGCUCUUUGAGUACGACCUACCUUCGGCGUUAAUAGGGAUACCCGGAGAAGAAACACCGACCGACAACUAAGGGCUCAAGGAGGUGAGUCUCUUUGAAGUGGCUUCGUACUGUAAUCGUCGAUCGUGCUUGUGAUCGCUCGGCCUGCGUUCUUUAUAUCAAGAAUCGCGCGACGAACAAUCCGCGAGAGUCUGAUUUACGAGCGCUCUUCUGGAUCAAGAUCGACAGACAAUGAGUAUGUCCAGUACCAGACUAUGUCUGACUAUUCUUCUCAUUUGUGUCAUUGUCGACACGCUCGAAGGUAGCAGCUGGAGGCGACAUCAUGGUCAUCAUUCUAAACCGCAAUAUCACGGUUUCAAGAACCCGAUGUCGCUGGAUUUAUUAGCGAAACUCUCAAGGAACAACGAAGAUCACUCGAGACAUCACGAUACCUAUCGACAGAAAGAGAGGCGCGAUUACCUGGAGGCUCAAGUGAAUUCAUUUCCAAGCUUGGAGUACGAAAAUGCGGAUGAGGUGCAAAUUCCGGUAAUUCAUCGACGCCGGGAAGUUCCAAAGGACUUUCGCCAAGAGUCCCUGCAAAUGAGGGAGGCAGAUACAAGGAGCAAACACGAGGACGGUGUCAGGGCAACGCAGCACGUCAGGCACGGUAGCUACCUGGAGGAUCAGCCGGCUUCGUUCUCAAGCUCGGAAUACGAAGACGUGGAGGAGCAAACGCCGGUGGUUCAUCGACGCCGGCAAGCCAGACAGCGUGGUAGCGACCGCACGAGCCUGCUGAAGGCUCUGCACGAGAAGAGCUUGAACGAGCUUUACGAGCUUGAAGUUCGAGAGGUGCAGAACAAUUCUGUCUGCAGCUACACCGUAGUGCCGAUACCCGACCCCACGGGUUCCAGAAUACCGAAAGUGCUGGAGGAGGUCAAGUGCAAUCACGCCGGCAGCAGCUGCCUCGGCACCGACGCCCACUGCUGCAUACAGACGUAUAAGAACAUCGAAGUGUCGUACGGCGGCAAGAGGAACACCAUAAAGCUCUACGUGGGCUGCGUGUGUGCUCGCGAGGUGCUGCUGAAGGCGUCGCAGUUACCCAUCAACAACUGAUACCGAGGAUUCGAGGGACAUCCAAGAACGCGCUGCGGUUCGAUAAUAAUAAUAACGAUAAUAACGAGGAGGACGAUGAUGAGGCAGAAAUAACAAGCGGAUGAAAUAGUUGAAUGAUUAGUAGCUUAGUGAUUAUCUGUGGGUGAGGAUAUCGGAAUAUUUUCUUACAGAUUCUUGAUAGAUCCAAGAGAAUAUAUCAAUCAGGAAUAAUAAUUGUGAAGUGCUCAUUGAGCUGCUAUCUCUGCCGAACACAACCAGUGACGACUGCCAUUGAACGUUGAAAUGGCACGAAUGAAAAACGAAUAUACUGUCGAAUAUUCGACACUGGUCUCGUGGAGGACGGAUCUCGUGCCGAAUCGGUACGGUGAUAAUUUCACAUAGAGCGGACGUCCAGACGUUGUCUCAGCGGACGACGACGACGACGACGACGAGCGACAGCGAUUCGCGAGCCGCGUUGUUAUUGCCGGCGAAUAAUUGCGAUUGGCCAUCCGUAAAUAAACACAUCUUUUUCUAUUUUUUGCCAUUUGCACCUGUGUGCGUGAGUGUGCUUAGGAACUGGCUUGAGGAUUACGAGUUGUGACGCGCGUCCGAUUUUUUUUCUGAUGUUUGACGUUAGAAGAAUGGGAGUGUUGUUCUGACUUUACGUAGGAAUAGGUAAUAACUAACAACUCUCGCAUGUGUUUAGGUAUUUAUAGAUCCUCUCGUACGUCCGCGUUUCUAAAUAUAUGAUAUAAACGUAUUAUCGACAAUUGAUCAGGCAGGCAGGUAGCGCCAAGACCGAUCGCAAGUUUCUGCCGACAACAACAACAACGCUCGAAUGUAAUUAUCUCGCCCGCACGUUCAUCACGUGUGUUUAAAUCGAUAGUCAUCACACGAGAAUGAAUCACUAGCAACUUGUCGCGACCGCACAUUAUCUAUUUAUAUUAUUUAUUUUACACACACACACACACACACAUAUAUAUAUAUAUAUAUAUAUAUAAAAUUAUAUAUAUAUAUAUAAUUAUAUAUAUAUAAUUAUAUAUAUAU
Odontomachus brunneus is the source of this 4724-nucleotide messenger RNA. RefSeq lists its product as uncharacterized. The transcript is spliced from 2 exons. The record is from RefSeq and is a predicted model, not a curated record. Bases 2838 to 3698 code for a protein of 286 amino acids. NCBI's taxonomy places the organism in Eukaryota, Metazoa, Arthropoda, Insecta, Hymenoptera, Formicidae.